AUGGGAGACGGUGGCGGCGGUGGCGGUGGCGGUGGUGGUGGACACCACGAGGACACGCGGCCUCGGCGUGACCUCAAGUCCUCGGAUCUCUUCGUGGCGGUGAAGACGACGGGGAAGUUCCACGCCAGCCGGAUGAGGCUGCUGCUGCGCACCUGGGUGUCUCGCGCGAGGGAACAGGUGAGAGUGGUGGCGACACAGGUGACCGUGGAGGGAGAGACAGACGUGGCAGUGCUGGGGUCGACGGUGUCGCCCUCCUCGUCCUCCCUCCUCGUCACCGUCCUCUCCUGCUCGGGCAUCGUCGUCUUCCUCGUCCUCGUGCUCGCCUGCUCCUGCUGCCACCGCUCGGGAGUGCGCUUCAAGGAGUUUGAGAACACGGACGUGGAGGACGAGGAGGCCGCGGGCUUCAGCCCCCCCGCCUCCGAGCUGCUGCCCUCGUCUCCGUCCACGCACGACGUCUACGUGCUGCCCCUGGCCAACCUCUCGCACGGAGGGCAGCAGCAGCAGCAGCCCGCUGGCGAUGCGCUGAAGAAAGCCGGCGGAGGUGUGGAGAUCCGACGCAGCCUCAGCUACAUCCACGAGAUCGGCCGCGGGUGGUUCGGCAAGGUGCUGCUGGGAGAGAUCUUCGCCGGCUUCAGCCCGUCCCGCGUCGUCGUCAAGGAGCUGCGGUCGGGCGCCCCCCCCGAUGAGCAGCGCAGGUUCCUCGAGGAGGCGCAGCCGUACAGGCUUCUACAGCACCCGAACAUCAUGCAGUGCUUGGGACAGUGCACGGAGUCCUCGCCGUACUUGCUGGUCAUGGAGCUCUGCUCGCUGGGGGACGUGAAGGCGUACCUGCGCGGGCUGGCGGGGGUGACGGGCAGCGUGGUGGACGUGGAGCAGCUCCUGCGCAUGGCCUUCGAGGUGUCGGCCGGGGUCACGCACAUGCACCGCCACGGCUACACGCACAGUGACCUUGCCCUGAGGAGCUGUCUCUUGACCUCUGACCUCACGGUGAAGAUCGGAGACUAUGGCACAUCCGCCACCAAGUACAAGGACGACUACCUGGUGACGUCGGACCGGCAGAGCGUGCCGCUUUGCGGUGGAUCGCGCACUGAGCUCGUGGACGACGUGCACGGAAACCUCCUCGUGGUCGACCAAUCCAAGCAGAGCAAAGUGUGGUCGCUCGGCGUGACGCUGUGGGAGCUGCUGGAGCUGGGGUCUCAGCCGUACAAGCACCUGACGGACAAGGAGGUGCUCUCGUAUGUGGUGAAGGAGCAGCAAGUGCGCCUCGCCAAGCCUCGCCUGCAGAUGGUGCACUCGGACCGCUGGUACGAGGUGCUGCAGCUGUGCUGGCUGCCGUGUGAGCAGCGCCCGUCCGUGGAGGAGGUGCACCUCCUCCUCACCUACCUCUACAACCGGCGCCUCUGCUCCAGUGACGACGCCAGCUUCGAGCGCCAGUGGAACGCGCUCAAGCCGUGCCUGCCGCUCGCCCACCACCACCAGCAACAGCAGCAGCAGUCGGCGCCGGCGCCCGCCUACCCACAGCUGCGCCGCUUCUCCAGCGAGGGCCUGCAGGAGGAACUGGACGACAUCCUCACCGUCACCGAGACCAGCCAGGGCCUGAGCUUCGAGUACUCGACCUAG
Messenger RNA from Lethenteron reissneri (Far Eastern brook lamprey), 1620 nucleotides. RefSeq names its product serine/threonine-protein kinase LMTK1-like. The record is from RefSeq and is a predicted model, not a curated record. Lineage: Eukaryota; Metazoa; Chordata; Hyperoartia; Petromyzontiformes; Petromyzontidae. Gene Ontology annotation, cellular component: membrane. Gene Ontology annotation, biological process: protein phosphorylation. Gene Ontology annotation, molecular function: glycosyltransferase activity; ATP binding; protein kinase activity.